CUGGACGAGCAGUUUCUCGAAUUCCAUGUUUUAUAGUUCUCAGCGGCGCUUUGUUUUUGAUUCCCAUAUCUGCUCCCAACAAAAUCUUUGUCGAAGUAAUCAGUGCAAUUCGUCUCUGCUCCAGAAGAGAGAAAAAAUCGCUCGGAGAUUGAACUCCAAUAAUGGCGGCGAAGCACGACGAACUGCCGGUCCCGAUUUUCUCCUCCCUCGAUCCUGUCUACGGCGGCGAUUCUCAACUGGAAGAGGCCCAGUUCCGGUUCGACAAGUUGAAGUCCAAGUUUCUCCAAGUCUUCGGCCAUCCGCCUGACCUCUACGCCCGCGCUCCAGGUCCAUUUCCUCGUCUGGUCGCUAAGAAAGAGGGGCGGAAAUGGAAAUAACCGCUAGUCGGAGUGAUGGAACUCGGUAGUGCAAUAACUGACGAGUUCGUUUGCGGUUUUUGCUUGUUUUGUUCGGCAGGACGAGUGAAUUUGAUCGGGGAGCACAUCGACUAUGAAGGCUACUCGGUGCUGCCAAUGGCGAUUCGACAGGACACGAUCGUGGCGAUUCGCAAGCGGUCUCCAUCGGAGGCGGAAAAGCUUCUUCGGAUUGCGAAUGUCAACGAGGAGAAGUACGCAACGUGCACUUACCCUGCGGAUCCUAACCAGGAAAUUGACUUGAAACAUCACAGAUGGGGCCAUUAUUUCAUCUGUGGAUACAAAGGUUAUCAUGAAUACGCCAAAACUAAAGGGAUAGAUGUUGGUGUUCCAGUUGGGCUGGAUGUUAUGAUUGAUGGAACUGUUCCAACUGGGUCUGGACUUUCGAGCUCUGCUGCAUUUGUUUGUUCGGCUACCAUUGCAAUUAUGGCUGCUUUUGGUGUCAGCAUUCCAAAGAAAGAAGUUGCUCAGCUGACAUGCGAUUGCGAAAGGCAUAUAGGGACUCAAUCUGGAGGAAUGGAUCAGGCGAUCUCUGUAAUGGCUAAGGCUGGAUUUGCUGAACUUAUCGAUUUCAAUCCUGUCCGAGCAACUGAUGUGCAUCUUCCUGAUGGUGGGACUUUUGUGAUUGCACAUUCUUUGGCAGAGUCUGAAAAGGCUGUCACUGCUGCAACUAACUACAAUAACAGAGUUGUUGAAUGCCGCCUAGCUUCUAUCAUACUAGGGAUAAAGCUCGGAAUGAAACCAGAGGAGGCAAGAUCAAAAGUCAAAACCCUUUCUGAUGUAGAAGGGCUGUGUGUAUCUUUUGCUGGCAAACAUGGUUCUUCUGAUCCUGUUAUUGCAGUUAAGGAAUUCUUGAAAGAGGAACCAUAUACAGCUGAAGAAAUCGAAAAAAUAACUGGAGAGAAGCUUUUAACUACGUUUGGCAAUUCUGCAUCCUCAUUGGAGGUGCUCAAGGCAGCCAAGAACUUCAAGUUGCAUCAGAGGGCAGCCCAUGUUUACUCCGAAGCCAAGCGGGUGCACACUUUCAAGGAUACUGUGGUAGCAAAUGUCAAGGAUGAGGACAAGUUAAAGAAGCUAGGUGAGCUAAUGAACGACAGCCACCACAGUUGCAGCGUUCUAUAUGAAUGCAGCUGUCCGGAGUUGGAAGAACUCGUUAAAGUCUGUCGCGAUCAUGGAGCCUUGGGGGCCAGGCUAACAGGAGCCGGAUGGGGCGGUUGUGCAGUUGCAUUGGUGAAGGAAGCCAUUGUCCCACAGUUCAUCCUUAACUUGAAGGACAAGUUCUACCAGUCAAGAAUAGAGAAAGGGGUGAUCAACAAGAGCGAUCUGGGCCUCUAUGUAUUUGCUUCGAAGCCUUCCAGUGGUGCUGCUAUCUUCAAGUUCUAGGCCUGUCCAGUCAUAUUUUCUAAACCCGUUUUCCUUAGCUAACUUGUAAGAAGUUAGGUUUUACCUUUGUUUAUGCACAAAACCAAAACAUGAUUAUCAGUACAGUGUUAUUGUUGGGUGGUGAAAUAUAAAUAAUUUUCGUCUUUCAGAUACUUUGCUGGGGUUUUGUAGUACUGAACUACUUCUGAACUAAAAACAUGAUGUUCUUGUAUUAUAAUUUUUAGUAAAUACGGAAUUGUGCUGCGUUGUGGAUCCAUUGAUGGUGUUGUAUUGUGAUGUAUUCUUCAUUCACAAGCGCACUUGCGUACUUGUGUUGUUUUGUAUCCCCUGGUCCCAAUGUGGCAAGAAAAUCCAG
Messenger RNA from Linum tenue, 2151 nucleotides. The record is from the annotation of a GenBank genome assembly. NCBI's taxonomy places the organism in Eukaryota, Viridiplantae, Streptophyta, Magnoliopsida, Malpighiales, Linaceae.